AUGGGUGCCGGAGCAUCGAGAAACCACCACUCUAAAGGAAUACCGUCACCGCCACGCGAGAGCCUUUCGCCAGUAAAGGAUACGGUUCAACCAAAGAUUCCUGUCCAAGAUCAACAUUUCAGUCACGAAGCACAGAACAAGGACAUAAAACAGCAGGUUGAUGUUGCUCGAACCAGUCAUACGAAUACGGAUAAGAAAGCUUCACCCAACGAUACUCUUGAAACGUACAUAGUCAAACAUCCAGACCAAGCUGAGGAUCUAGAAACAAUGCUUGAAAGACUACAAGCUCUCAAAAACUUCGUUGCUAAAAAUUUAAAUGACCCUGAAGACUAUGCCACGUUGGGUAAACAGACGAUCGAGGGUUUAUUUGAAACAAGUGUCCACACUUUCGAAUCCGCUGGGACUCAAGAGGAAAAAGAGUUCAUCACACUUAUCGAAUUCACCAUUGAUGUCGGUGGCGCUGAACAAUUGAAACUUUUCGUACAACAUUGCUUUAAGAAAUUCAGCUACCUCAUUAAUGAAGAGUCCGACGAUGAAGAAGAAACUGACGACUACACAUGUUACGAUUGUCUUUCAAAUACUCUAGCGGCAAUACAAAACUUCUCAGACUUUCACCAAGGUUUUUGCUCAGCCUGUGCGGGUGCAGGUAUCAUUUCAAUGUGCUUUGAAAUCGUCAAACAAAUUGAUGCUGAAAAUUCCAACUGGGAAGAGGAAGAUGAAGACUCGGAGCUAGUUACAAUAAUUGACAACUCUAUUGGAAUUCUACAUAACAUUUCACGGCGACUGAGGGACCGUGAGCUGUUUGCUAACCGUGAGCAAACGUUGCUUUACUUUGCUAAGAAAAAAGUUCCAGCAAUUGCAGCUGAAUCUCUGCUUACUCUAGCAUAUUUAGUUGAUGAAAACACGAAUCAUCUCAUUUUGGCGGACGAGAACUUGCUUAGCUUUAUAAUAACAUUAUUAGAUGAGGCAUGGCAGUCGGAAGAUCGACAUUCGAAUGGAUAUUCUGCAAAGGAACUCGCAGAAGGCCUUGGUCACCUGGCUAUCAACGACGCCAAUAAAAAUAUUUUGGGACAAAACGGGGUCAUUCCUGUUUUGAUUUCAGUGAUCAAAACGUCGAACGAGGAUGAGGAGAAAGCCAGUGCUACAAGAGCAUUGUGGAUGCUAGCCUUUGAUGACAAUAACAAAGAAAAAGUACGUCAAGAAGAAGGGGCUAUAGACAUCUUACACCAGUUACAACAGAGCAAGAACUCAGAAGUGCAGAAGGCUGCUGCAGGUGCAUUGUGGGAACUGGAAGGGAAGACAGCUAGGCAAUCCUCAGAGAAGAUAGAAUCGACCGGGAAUCACGUGAUGAUCAGCUACCAAUGGGAUUCCCAAGAAGUGCUCUUCGAAGUGAAAAACAGGCUUCAAGCAAGUGGAUACAGAGUAUGGAUGGAUCUGGAGCAGAUGGGAGGAUCGACCUUGGAGGCAAUGGCUAAAGCUGUGGAGAAUUCUUCUGUCGUCCUUAUCUGCGUAUCCGAACGAUACAAGGAGAGCCCAAACUGUCGUUCAGAAGCGGAGUACGCGUAUCAGUUAAGAAAAGAUAUCAUUCCGCUGAUGAUGCAAUGCAAAUACCGAGGAGACGGUUGGCUUGGUAUGCUCGUGGGAACAAAGUUGUGGUUUGACUUUCAGAAUAAACAGGUAUUAGAACAAGGUGUAACGAAACUAAUUAGAGAGCUAGGGGGAAGAGGAAAGGAGCUGGACUUGACAGAUGGACCAUCCGAACCAGCAGUUCGAACAGUUCAAGCAGAUCUUCUUGUCCCACCCUCAUCCCCUGGGGUGUCUACCUGGACUAACAAAAAUGUGAAGCAGUGGUUUAAAGAAAUCGGAUUGGAAAAGGUAUGCAAAGAAGACAUUUCAGAGAUGAAUGGACAGACACUGAUAGAUCUUCAAGAGCUCCGUGGAGAAUGCCCUGAUUACUUCUAUAAAUGCAUCGAGCGCACUCUCAAACUGACAGACAUGUUUGACUUGCUAAAGUUUAGGAAGGAGCUCAGCAAACUAGUAUAA
Messenger RNA from Porites evermanni, 2043 nucleotides. The record is from the annotation of a GenBank genome assembly. NCBI's taxonomy places the organism in Eukaryota, Metazoa, Cnidaria, Anthozoa, Scleractinia, Poritidae.